AUGGCGAUCCCGUUCGCACACGCCAAGGACGCGAGGAUAACGAUCCGAGUCUUCCUCUGUCGAGCACAGGUGACACUCCGCUUGACAGUAGUUGUCACCCCCUUCUACUGGGGUGGUCAGAUGGAGAACCACUUUGGGUGUGGGCUGAAAGUAAACAUCUUUACGACUAAUCCAUCUGACUGUUGUGAUGAUGCGUUUCAGACUUCCGCCCCGCUGCCGUACGUUGAGUAUCGUGGUUCGAAGGGGCAGUUGGUGGACUUGCCGGGGCGGGACGCGGCGGCGUACGGACGCGGGUUGGCGGCGCCGGGUAACCAAACGAGGACUUCCAUGGAUUUUAUGAACGCUCUGGUCAGAGCUCUUGAGCUGCACAGAUUACCCGCCGGCGACAUAACCCAGUCUAAGUAG
Gregarina niphandrodes is the source of this 405-nucleotide messenger RNA. RefSeq lists its product as hypothetical. NCBI's taxonomy places the organism in Eukaryota, Apicomplexa, Conoidasida, Eugregarinorida, Gregarinidae. The record is from RefSeq and is a predicted model, not a curated record. Bases 1 to 405 code for a protein of 134 amino acids. The transcript is spliced from 2 exons.